CAUCAUAACAAUCGUGACGAUCAUAAAGUUUUGUUAUCUUUCCCAUAUUCACUUUCCGUUCAGAUCAGUCGAUAAAGUCUUAUUCAUAGUGAUAACAUCAUUGUGUGAGAUUGGUGUGAUAGACAGACAGCCGUUAUAAAUAAAUUAUUCGGAGAAGUUAGACAGGAACUAGUGGAAUUUUGUUGGUGAUUCUAUUAGUGAAUGAAUUUCACUUCAAUGGGAUUUGUAAAUUCAUUGACUUUAUCUUAACAAUAUCAGAAGAUCGGAAGAAACAAUUGAGGUGACUUUAUACGCAUAGUGUGUAUACGGUGAUCUGGAAAACCCUGCAUGAAGCAAUAAAAUAAAUAUUGGAACGAGCGGGAGAUAAAUGACUCGUUGAACUCUUUUUUUUCGUUCAAUAAUGUAUAAGAUGUGAGUGUGUGCCGAUGUGUUCGUGUUGUUUAGUCUAGUUUCUUGGAGCGAUUUUUUUUGGAAAUGGGAAAAUUACCUCGAAUAACGAAUUUUGUGCGUAAAAUUGUACCUCCUCACAAUCAACAAAAUGAAUGCAAUAAUCGUUCAAACCUUAUACCCGUCCGGUUUAUCAUUCUUCUGGUCGUGAUUUUAUCAUGUGCCGUUGACUACAUUACGCGGGUGAACAUCAAUGUGGCUAUCGUAGCAAUGGUCAAAUCUCAUCCUCAUGCACACAACAUAAGUGCAGGAGCGUGUCCAUUUGAAGAAACGAUUACAGAUGUUGCCAAUAAUUCUUCCUCAUUUCCAUCGAUCAUUCACGACGAGACACACAAUGUCGUCAAUCCUAAUCUCACGUACGACUGGUCACCACGAACGCAAGGAAUCGUUCUCGGUUCCUUUUGGUAUUCAUAUAUGUGUAUGCAGGUGCCGUCCGGGCGCAUUGCUGAAGAAUUAGGUGGAAAGUGGAUCGUAGCUGUGUCACUGAUCGGAUCGGCUGUGAUAAAUUUCAUUACACCUCUAGUUACCGGUUCGAUGUUCGUGCUACUCACUAGUCGAGUAGUGCUUGGUGUAUUACAGGGCGGUAUAUUCCCAUCUUGUUAUGCAAUGUUGUACAAAUGGAUGCCACAAAGAGAGCGCUCGUUGGCUCUUGCUUUUAUGGACGUUGGCGCAACAAUUGGUUCUGUUGUUGCUGCUAGUUUUACUGGCUAUCUUUCUGAGCAUGGAUUCGCAGGCGGUUGGCCGUCGGCGUUCUAUAUGUCAGGAUUAAUAGCGUCUGUUACAUUCGUCAUAUGGUUGGCAUAUACACAUUCGGUGCCGGAAGAACAUCCGUCUAUAACAGACACCGAGCUUCGUCUUAUCCAACAAACACGAGGCACUGGCAAAAAUCCGCAUGGCACAGUUCCGACUAAAAUACGUGGACCGCCAGUGCCAUGGCGAGCAAUAUUCACCUCACCUCCAGUAUUAGCUGUCAUCGCUUCCAGAUUUUCAAUAGGCUGGACAUUCUUCACAAUUCUCAGUAAACUUCCCGCUUACCUGAACGAUGUCCUUCACGUAACUCCCACCGAGAACGGUUUGCUGAAUGCAUCCUUGUAUACAGCAUCGAUUCUGUCAUCAGUUAGUGCGGGAUUUCUAUCCGAAAAAUGGAUCCAAGCUGGAUACGUAAGUCGGACAAAAUGUAGAAAGUAUUUCGCAGCAGUUGCAAAUCUCGGUUCGGCUAUAUGUCUGGCAACAGUUCCGAGCGUUGGUUGCAACAAAACCAUUGUGAUAGCCCUUUUCAUUGUCGCCAAUUUUUGUAUGGGAUGCUGCAGCGGUGGCGAUGGUCCCAUACCAUCUGAAAUGACCACAAACUUUCCAGCAACGGUUUUUGCCAUCGCGAAUAUGGUGUCGUGCAGUUCCGGUUUCAUUGCACCAUAUGUGAUUGGUAUGAUUCUCGAAUCAAAUAGUGGCGAUCUGCGAUUUUUGUGGUCGGUCGUAUUUUACUUAUCCGCUGCAUUGGCAGUUUUUGGAUUUAUGGUUUUUGCUGCUUACGGCGAAGCUAGCGUUCAGCAUUGGGAUAAACAGCAAGGAAUGUAUGAAUUGACCGCCGUACCUACCGAAGGAUCAGAUGAUGAAUAUUUUGUUGCCGCAGGCGAGCAUGUGGCUUAAGCUGAGAGUGGAAAGAGUUGUAUUUGUUUAAUUUUAGGCUCCGAUUGUAAACGUGUUCUAGUCGUUAAAAAUGCUUUAGAAAGUACUUUCAAAAUGCCGAGAGCCCACGUGUAUAUCAGCUCCUCAUGGUUUGCUGUUGCAACACAGAUCGAUACGCCUUAGGCAAACGUCUGGAUUGUCAGGGGAUGUUCCUUAUUACAUAGGUUCGUCAGACUACUGAUAUGUACAUGUACUUCCGGCUGAGUAAAAUGUGAUCACGAGGUUAUUGCAUGAAUUUUAACCAGAUUUCCUGAUUAUACUACCUUACGUUGCGUGUUAAUUUAAUGUUAAGCCAAAAAAAAGUUUUAUUUUCACAAUUUAUCAAUAAAUUUAUCUAUCGAAUGUUAUCAAACUAA
Molecule: messenger RNA, 2489 nt
Organism: Bradysia coprophila
Lineage: Eukaryota; Metazoa; Arthropoda; Insecta; Diptera; Sciaridae
Product: putative transporter slc-17.2
Biological process (GO): transmembrane transport; monoatomic anion transport
Cellular component (GO): membrane
Molecular function (GO): transmembrane transporter activity
Source: RefSeq, a predicted model, not a curated record